Liolophura sinensis is the source of this 2037-nucleotide messenger RNA. Its product is annotated as eukaryotic translation initiation factor 3 subunit J-A-like. The transcript has 9 exons. Lineage: Eukaryota; Metazoa; Mollusca; Polyplacophora; Chitonida; Chitonidae. The record is from RefSeq and is a predicted model, not a curated record. The coding region runs from base 1 to 777 and encodes 258 amino acids. Gene Ontology annotation, molecular function: translation initiation factor activity. Gene Ontology annotation, cellular component: cytoplasm; eukaryotic translation initiation factor 3 complex.
AUGAGUCAUGAGAGUGAUCGACUCUCUGACAAUCAGACUGAGGCUGAAAAGUCAAAUUCGGAAGAUUUCCAACCCGACAGUGGCUUUGUCGCCUCUUCUGCUGCAACAGAUAAAUGGGAAGGAGAGGAUGAAGAAGACGGCGUGAAGGAUUCAUGGGAAGAUGAAGACAAGGCAGAGAAUGCUGAUGCCAGUGGGGACAGUUCAUCAGAUGUCAAAGCCUAUCAGAAGAAGAAGAAAAAACCUUUAGCUGAGAGGAUUGCUGAAAGAGAGUUAGCGGAGAAGCUUGCAAAGGAAGAAGAGGAAGCUAAAAAAGCAAAGAAACCUUUAUCAGCAGAAGAAAAGCUCGCAGAAAAAUUACGAAUACAGAAAAUACAAAAAGAUGCUGAUUUAAAGGUAGCUCGAGAAACAUUUGGAAUAUCAGCGUCAGGUCUUGAUAGCUUCCAGCCAGAAACUCAAGAAGAGUUUGUGAAGUUUUCUGAGGCACUUACAGAGAAAAUUUUGACGUUUCAGCCUUCACCUUGCUUUUCGGGAUUUCUAGAAAAACUUUUCACAGAUUUAGCUUUGUCAUUGGAAACAGAAGAUGUAAAGAAGUUUGGAGGACUCUUAAAUAAUAUUUAUCACGAAAAAAAUAGGUUAUCAAAGCAGGAACAAGACGCCAAAAAGAAAAAGAAGAAAUCGAAAGCGACAAUCCGAGUUGGAAAGUCUGAUGAUCUGGAUGACUUGGUGGCAGCUGCGGCGUCACCUGGCAACUACGGCUAUGAUGACGACUAUAUAUAGCCUCGCAAGCUAUCAAUAAAUUAAACAGUCAAGUGUCAAAAUGAAUAUGCAUGCAGUUAACAAAAAAGUCCAUCCUUGUGCUAAAGUUAAAUACCAACAGAAUAUAAUCUGAAGAUUUUGUAUGUCUCCUGUUCGAAGUUUCUCUGGACACAAGAUGACAUCAGUCGUGUGUGUCUGUAUCAAGCCAGGUUCUCAUACACCCUGAAGAUGACCACCAGUAACCAGUGGAUCGAGUGUUCUCAUGACGUUGAUUCGUGUAACAGAUUUCACCUGCUGAUACACCAUUUGCCAGUGGAUAUGUUUCUCAUGCAGUUGGGUUCCUGUCGGCUCUGUGAGAAUAAGGCUCUAAUAAAUAAUAGUUGCUGGAGUCUCUGAGGAUGUGUAUUAGUGGUGGUUUCUUUUUCAAAGUCAAACAGCCAUAAUUACCAAAGUUCUGUUUCAGUUCGCCAUAUUUGUGUGGUGAGACAAAUAUUUACUGGUUAGACUGGUUAUGGCUGUGUUAUUGUUUUGGCAGUUAUUUUUGUUAUGCCCUUAAACAUAAACAAAUAUCGAAUUCUGGUGAAAAAGCAUUUUCUCAUAAUAGUUGUCUUCCUUCAUUUUUACAGCAUCCAGAAUUUUGUCUUUUAUGUGUAACAACUGAAACAGUGACCAUCAAAUAUACUUCAGUAAGGGGAGGCAUUAAAAACCCUCUUUUCUGACAUAUGUAAGGUUAAGUUAGUCAGAUAUAUCCUUGCUCUUUGUGAUUGUCAUUUAUUAGGCUGAAAGCUAACAAACAAACUGGGUUACAAAAUACACAAAAGAGAGUAAGGUGUAUAAACAUGGCACUUGAGAAUUCAUUUUGUACGGAUUUUCUAAAAAGAUAAUUUCUGUUAAUUGGCUUUGUUAUUUGUUUGAGGACAUCAUUGCAUGAGGUCACUUCCUAACUGUGGGAUAACAUACAAGAUUAUCCAGCCCUCAUUGAGAAGUAAAAGCACUUGAGCUCUUGGUAGUAGACAGGUGGGAGUCCAGCCUUGAUAAGAAAUUGCAAGCAUGUGAGCUCUUGGCAGCAUGCAGGUAUCAAUCAAGCCAUUGUGCAGUAGGACACGUACUUGAGCUCUUGAUAGAACGCAGUCAAAUUCAGCUGACAUUCAGAAGUAAAGGCACAUAAGCUUUUGGCACCAUGCAGGCAUGAGCCUAACCGUAAAUCAAAAGUGCAAGUGAGUGAGCUCUAAGCACCAAUACAGGUAUAUGAUCACAGGCGUCAUUGAACAGUAAAAGCUU